AUGAGUUAUAUUGCAUCUUCAUAUGUGAUUGAGCAGAUUGUUCUGCAACAACCAGAUGCAACACCUGUCUUUAACAGUGUUCCACCCCCAAUAUGGAAUUAUUACACUCAGAAAUAUCCAGAUGGGGUGGAAGCUGCUUUGAAUCUCAAACAGAAUCUCAAACUAAGAACAAUUGAGAAUGAAUUGCCCGAGAGCAUUGAUGUUACAUUCUCUCCGUCCGACACUGACAAUGAGUCACAGGUGAUAAAGACCGUUGUUGACCAAGUGUUAGACGAAGAGAGUGAUAACUCGGAGCCUGAGAUUGUGAAAACUCAGUCUGAGAACUCAAUGUCUGAUUCUGAAGAAGAUGGUAAUUUCUUAGACAGAUUUAUACCAAAAUCAGACAAAGUCGCGAAUGAUGAUUCGAUCAUUGUGGUUUACACAAUGGUUGGAAUUGACAAGCUUUACUCUGAUUUUGAGUAUCUGCUCCAGAAUGCUAGGAUUGAGAGUGUUGAAAAGGUGUUUAAAUUGGUCGAGAUUGACAUUUCAGAAGUGAACAACAACACAUUCUUUUCAAAACCUAAAAAGUCUUUUGUAACUCAACAACCUAAAAAGUCUGGAAAGAAAGGGUCGGUGGGUAAUCAUGAUCAAAACAAAAGACAAGGUAACAACUUGAAAAAGAAAGGUGUUGGUUUUGAAAAGAAGAUGGCAAAAAAUGAGGGUAAACCAAAGGAAAGGUUGGGAGAAGUGUUUGUUACUGGUAAGAGUACUGUUGAGGAAAAAGAGUAUAUUUUCAGUCGAAAAGCCAUUGAUGAUUUCAAUGCAGCGAAAAAGUUGAUAGAUGAGACAUUCAAAUCAACUUUUGUCGAGUAUGACAAAAGAAUUUGUUAUCGCUGUAAUGAAAUUGUUCACAUGGCCAAGCAAUGCAUGAAAAAUCUUGAAAAACCUAUUUUGCAAAAUCCAAGACCUAAAACUCCAACUGAUAACAAGGGUAAAAAACCAAUGAUUUCACCAGUUCGUAUUUUGAAGAGAGGUGAAUUUCUGAAGUCUGAAGAAAAACCAAAAUCAACUUUUGAGGUUGGCGAAUCUUCAAAAGUCCAAAAGACUUCAAAGAUUUAUCCAAAAACGAAAGUUUUUGAGAAUCAAUCUUGGGUGGUGAAACCAAAAUCAUUAGUUGAAGAGAAAAAGAUGGAGAAUGUUUUGAAAACUGAAUCAAAAGUUUUUAAAGAUGAUGUUUAUAACUUGAGUUUGAACUUGAUAAACUACUUGAAAAGUUUCCACCGAUUAAAAAAGAAGAGUUCAAAUCAAAAGUCAAACCCGUGGUCCCAAAUGUCACCUUUAGGGCUGCCGAAGUCGUUUAUCUCGAAAUGGAUAAUGGACAGCGGGGCUUCAAGGCACAUGACCGGAAUGCUAGCUUUGCUCUAUGACGUCAACUCUCUCAACGGAGGAUAUGUAGGAUUUGCUGGGAAUCAGGGUGGAAGGAUAGUCGGUCAAGGAACCCUGACGAAUAGAGUUAUAUCGUUUGAUAAAGUGAACUACAUAAUAGAACUUGAAAACAAUCUGCUGAGUAUCUCACAGAUUUGUGACAAGUCUUUUACCGUACAUUUCACUAAAAAUGAAUGUCUUGUCUUAAAACCUGGUGUUAAAAUUCCUGAUGAUAUGGUGCUGUUGCGAGCUCCACGAGAAAAUGACCUGUAUAUUCUUGAUAUGAGUGUUGCAACAACAACAGAUCAUCAGAAACAAUGUUUUGUGACGAAAACCAAAGCGACUGAAAAAGAGUAA
Messenger RNA from Helianthus annuus (common sunflower), 1761 nucleotides. RefSeq lists its product as uncharacterized. The transcript has 2 exons. The coding region runs from base 1 to 1761 and encodes 586 amino acids. The record is from RefSeq and is a predicted model, not a curated record. Lineage: Eukaryota; Viridiplantae; Streptophyta; Magnoliopsida; Asterales; Asteraceae.